UACCACGAACACCAUCACCUGAUCUAUCCUCUGAAUCCGAAACGGAUCAAGAGAUUCAGGUGGAAGGGCACCGAUAUAAAAUCGUCAAAGUACGGAUGUCUAUCACUAAAACACGUGGAAAGUACAGGAGACUGUACAGGACUGAAGGGAGUCAUAUAACGGUCCCUAUGACAAAAGCAGCCCUGAUAAACCAGAUGCAAGCCCUGUAAGAUAUAUGAAUUAUUGAUUAAUCUUCAAAUAAAUGCAUUUUUAAUCUGUUAUAGGUUCGAAGUGCAUGAACGGGAAAGACAUCGAUCCAGAAUCACCAACUCUGCUCCCUACGACGUCGUUAGUGUCAAUGGCUCGACGUACGAGCUGCGGUAUGACCUAGACGAAAGUGAUAGAUCCGGAAGGGAUAUGUUCCGUUUGAAAAACGGAAAACAAUGUCGGACCAAACCAGCAUGGAUCAAACAUAUAGAAGGAUGGUAUGCUAUUUGGUGAUUUAUCUACUAUUAUAUAUCAUUAAUUACUAUGUAUGCUUAUUUACAGGCAGCGAACUAAUUCACAAGUCACGGAGACGGUGCGAGAGUGGCUGACCCAUCAAACUCGGCCAAUGUAAUGAAUAUCAUUCCAAUUUAUUAUAAUUUAUCAAAUUAUUUGGCAAAUUAAAAUGUACCAAUUUCUUUCUAACUUACAGGCCACGAGAGGUGAUGAGAAGAAUAACUCCGUUCAAGAUUAAUCCUAAGCGGAUACAUCGAAAUUCUACCGAUGCCAUUGCCGACACCGAAACUACUAAAGAAAUGAAUGCACAUUUCAAGGCGACGGAUGAAGCUAGAGAUGCCUUCACCAGCAGCCGUAGACGAUAUGUUUAUUUUGUUGUCAUCAUACCGGAAGCAUUGGUUCGUCAUAUUCAGCCGAAUUCGGCUGGAUAUUGUCCCGAAAUAUAUGACUGGCUACGUGACCACGAGGACCACGAAAACAUCUCCGUUCAACUCUACGCGGGAAGGAACUCCAGGCAAGCUCCAGACAAUUAUUCAUUAAAUUCGUAAUCAAUCAUGUUUCUCUUAACAGGCGCCCAGAGCCGUCCGCCCAUACUUUCAAGUCGGACAUGAGGACGUCCAUCCGGCGAGAGGUCAACGCUGGGGGUCGAGCCUUUCUUCUCCAUGUCCAAGAGGAAAAUUACCCAACUAGAAGAGCGGCCCGAACCGGAAUUGUUACUUUGGAAGCAGCUGUAAUUGUUAGUAAAACUGGAUUUGUCAUCAUUCGGGUGUGUCCCUAAGAGUUUUUUAAAUUAAUUAUAUAGGCAUAUCUCUCGUGGAUCAGCCCCCAUACUCCGAAUAAUUCCCAAGUCGGGAAAUUAAAGUACAUACGAGCGAAUCGACACGCAGAAACAGACACCUUCAUGGAUUCCAACCCAUUGAUCAAGGACCAUAUCCUCGCAAUGGCGUCCACCACAUCACGUCGUCCUUUCCAUUUCCUCCAGGACCCUUCUAUCCCCUGUCCCAUUGACCAUUCUUACCCUGGUCAGCCAUACUCGGCUAUGAUACAUCCCGACAGAGAUAUGAUCACGGAAGUGUUCCUUGAUAAGUCGAAAAAAGAGGAAUCGGCAAACCAAUCUUCAGAAAAAGAAUCUGACACGGACGACGUUUUCUUAUCAGAAUAUGUGGAGGAAGAUGAAGAUGAAUCCAUGCCGGAUAAAUCAACUUCGCCACGGACGACCUCGACUCUAAUCUCGAAUCAAUUCCUUGCCGCCCUACCUUUUCAACGGCAAAGCCGAAAUCAUAGUUGUGGGAUGAACGCAGUGAACAACUUCACCUUGCGGGGAUCGAUUUAUGGGAGGGAUGUAUUGCAGAGCAUUGUCGCCAACUUGGAGGCUGAGGAACAAAAUGUGGUCGAUACCGGAGAGGUCGACCCAGGAGCUUAUGGAAGCGAGCUUGGAGACUACAACGUCGUCGUCUUGGAACAGGCGCUCAUCAUGGCGCAGUAUCAAGUGUCGCGAAGAUCAAUUGAUUUUGACAUUGAUGCAUCCAUUGGAUUCAUCUACAAUCCAGGAAAUCAUUGGAUCGCCGUGAGACGAGUUCAAGACCAGUGCAGUUCGACAGUUUGGCGGAAGAAGCAGUUGUCAUUACACCAUUGGAUGUGAUGAAACUGGUCGUGAAACAUUGUAACGCCAUCCUCGUUGUAACAGGAGAGAAUGGACAGCCUGAUUAGCGGAGAGAACAACAACAACUGCGGAUUUAAAAUUUGCGUGCGCAUCAUAUCUAAAAAUAGUACGCAAACCUCCGAACUUAUGUAAUCGUCUACCUGACAGUUUUGCAAAGUGAUUUUGAAUUCUCAAAUGAGGCUUAUCUAUAUUUGUUAUUUUUAUAGCUUACAUAUAUAUAAUAAUAUAAAAAUAUAAUAUAAAAAAUUAUGGUUGUCACCGUUCUAAAUUAUGGUUCUCACCGUUCUUGUUGUUAAAUAAUUGCUCAUUAUGGCUUCCUUGCCCAUUCUGUAAUUUGUGGUAUCUCUUCUCUGUGGCUUUUAUAUUAAAUGUGUCCCACUACCAAACCAACGGUAUCGGGUUUUCCCACU
Folsomia candida is the source of this 2553-nucleotide messenger RNA. RefSeq lists its product as uncharacterized. Gene Ontology annotation, biological process: protein deubiquitination. Bases 1382 to 2122 code for a protein of 246 amino acids. Lineage: Eukaryota; Metazoa; Arthropoda; Collembola; Entomobryomorpha; Isotomidae. The record is from RefSeq and is a predicted model, not a curated record. The transcript is spliced from 4 exons. Gene Ontology annotation, molecular function: cysteine-type deubiquitinase activity.